Molecule: messenger RNA, 879 nt
Organism: Eutrema salsugineum
Lineage: Eukaryota; Viridiplantae; Streptophyta; Magnoliopsida; Brassicales; Brassicaceae
Product: mitogen-activated protein kinase kinase kinase 5
Exons: 1
Coding region: 1-879 (292 amino acids)
Biological process (GO): protein phosphorylation
Molecular function (GO): ATP binding; protein kinase activity
Source: RefSeq, a predicted model, not a curated record
AUGGGAGAACCUUCGUAUGUGGAUGAAUCUUUGCUGAAAACUAUCCGUGUUCUUGGCAAAGGAGCUUAUGGCUCCGUCUCUUUGAUGGUGCAUCCCCGCGACGGACUUUACGCGAAGAAGACAUCUUCCAUUCAAUUUAAGGAGAAUCUUGAAAAGGAGCUUAGGGUCAUGCUUCGCUUUCGCAACCAUCCUCGCAUCGUCCAAGCCUCAAGCGAUCACGUUCACUUAGUAACCGAACAUCCAAGUUGCUACAUCUACAUGGAGUACGCCUGCGAAGGGACUCUCGACAAGUUCAUCUCUGGUUUCCGUGGGAAACCACUUCCUGAGUUUAUGAUCCAAAGCGCCGUUCGUAUGAUCCUACAAGGACUCGAGGCUCUUCACUCCAAUGGCUACGUCCACUGCGACAUCAAGCCAGCAAACGUCCUCAUCUUCCCUUCCGAAACUCCUGGAGAGCCAUGGGAUCUCAAGCUAUGUGACUUCGGUUCAUGCAAGGAACCAAAUACCGAUCCUGCCCCUCUCGAUGGUUGCACGGUUGUCAACAUGGCACCAGAGUCUUUUAAAUUUGGGCCAAAGGGUCAGAUCGAGGCGUGUUUUGACAUAUGGGGUUUAGGGUGUAUCGCUUAUGAGAUGUUUGGAGGUAGACCCCAGCAGGAGUUUCUGGAAGAUUACUACGAGUGGAAUCUGACUGAAGAAGUCUCUCCCGUGGCUAAGGACUUUUUGAGUCUGUGCCAUGCAAUUCCAUCACGCAGGCCCACCGUGGCUCAGCUCUUGAACCAUCCUUUCGUCACACAAAGCCUCGAUGCUCCAUCGCCAAUGCCUGACUACAUUACAAUAAGAAGAUUGGCCAACGCUUCCAGAAUCCCUCCGGUGAUCAAAUAG